GAGGAGGAGGAGUAAGUGAGCGAGGGGUGGGAGCAGAGAAGCGAGCAGGAGAUCCUCUCUCUCCUCCACACACAGAGUCCCAUACACACUCGCACCAGCUGUGCUGUUGUCAGUCCUGGAAUGUAAGCACUGCCGUGAGGAGUCAGAUUCUCCAACUGCUAAGCCCCGAGAAGGAGUACAAACAUAGCAGUGCUCACUCAGAUACACAGAUGGAUGCUAAGCAGAGCCAAACCAAAGAAACCUAAAGGACACGAGUAAAAGGGAAUACAAUGCCUGUUCUGACAAGGCUACCUUCCAGUGUUUACCCUCUCAGAAGCUUAUUUCCAUAAUUCACAAGUCAUUCUGGACAUUUCCCUGCUGAUUGGAUACCAUGAUAGGCAAUCAGGCCCUGCUCCUGCUGAUGCUCUAUUUUCUGUGGCCCAGUACCGCCCUGCCUUUCAUGCCUGGGAAUAUUGGGAAUCUGUUUGGGAUGCCAGAGAGUGACGGGAAGGUUCUACAGCGGUCCAAACGGGGAUGGAUGUGGAAUCAAUUCUUUCUACUCGAGGAGUACACGGGAAAUGACCAUCAAUACGUUGGCAAGCUGCAUUCAAAUGCGGACAAAGGUGAUGGCACCGUGAAGUACGUCCUAACCGGAGAUGGGGCUGGCACCCUGUUUCUGAUUGAUGAAAAGUCCGGAGAUAUCCACGCCACUAAAAGGCUGGACCGGGAAGAGAAAGCCAUGUACACGCUGCACGCCAAGGUCUUGGACAGAAACACCAAUGCAGAACUCGAACCUGACACUGAGUUUAACAUAAAAAUCCACGACAUCAAUGACAACGCGCCAAGAUUUGAAAAGGAGGUGUUCUACGCCAGCGUUCCUGAAAUGUCUGAAGUUGGUACAUCCGUCGUCACAGUAACCGCCACUGAUGCCGAUGAUCAAACGUAUGGAAACAGUGCCAAGCUGGUGUAUAGCAUCCUGCAGGGACAGCCAUAUUUCUCUGUGGAUUCGGAAAACGGAACUAUUAAGACAGCGUUACCUGGCAUGGACAGAGAAGUCAAGGAACACUACCAGGUUGUGAUUCAGGCCAAAGACAUGGCUGGACAGAUGGGUGGGCUUUCAGGGACCACGACGGUCAGCAUCACCCUCUCCGAUGUGAACGACAGUCCGCCACGCUUUGCUAACCAUUCCUUCCGUGUGACGACUGUGGAGUCUACAGAGAUAGGUGGCGCCAUCGGACGCAUUAAAGCUGACGAUCCCGAUGUGGGCCAUAAUGCUGAGAUGGAAUACAGCAUCGUUGGUGGCCAUGACACUUUCAACAUCAUCACUGACCAGGCUACGCAGGAAGGAGUCAUCAUAAUUAAAAAGGCUCUGGAUUAUGAAAGUAAGAGGGACUACGAUUUCAGAGUGGAGGUAAAAAACACCUACUUAGACGCCAGGUUCAUCCAUGGCGUGCAGUUCAAAGACUACGCCACGGUCAAGGUGACGGUGGAGGACGUGGACGAGCCGCCCGUCUUCGCCCGCAACCCUUACAUCAUCGAAGUGCACGAGGACACAGCCGCCGGUAGCUUCGUCGGCGUCGUGCUGGCCAGGGACCCCGACGCCGACAAUAAGCCAGUAAAAUACUCCAUUGACCGACACACGGAUCUUGAACGUCUGUUUAAUGUCGAUUCUGUGAACGGUACCAUCACAACUCUGAAAUCACUCGACAGAGAAAUGUCCAAAUGGCACAACAUCUCUGUGGUGGCCACUGAAAUAAAUAACCCUCGCCAGACGACUCGAGUACCUGUGUUCAUCAAGGUUUUGGACGUCAACGACAACGCUCCAGAGUUCGCCAUGUCCUACGACACAUUUGUCUGUGAAAACGUCAAAGCAGGACAGCUAAUUCAGACAAUAAGUGCUGUUGACACAGAUGAACCGCUUGUCGGGCACAAGUUCGUCUUCAGUAUAAGUGGCACUAAUCCAAACUUUACCAUCGUUGACAAGGAAGAUAACACUGCCAAUAUCCUGACGAGAAGAGGGGGUUUCAGCCGGCGUGAGAUGAGCAUGUACUUCCUCCCCGUUGUGAUCUCCGACAACGACUACCCCAUCCAGAGCAGCACCAGCACGCUGAUCAUCCGCGUGUGCGCCUGCGACAGCCGAGGUAACAUGCAGUCCUGUAACCCGGAGGUCCUGCCCUUCUCAGAUGGCCUCACCACCGGAGCUCUUGUGGCCAUACUGCUCUGUGUGAUUAUCCUGCUCAUGAUCGUGGUGCUGUUCGCUGCCCUGAGGAGACAGAGGAAGAAGGAGCCUCUGAUCAUCUCCAAAGAGGAUGUCAGAGACAACGUUGUCAGCUACAACGACGAGGGCGGAGGAGAGGAGGACACUCAGGCCUUUGAUAUCGGCACGCUGCGCAACCCUGAGGUGAUGGAUGCUAACAAGCUUCGCAGGGACAUCAUACCCGAAAUGCUGUUUCCCUUUCGGAGGACAUCACCGAUAAAGGAUAACACGGAUGUGAGAGACUUCAUAAAUGGGAGGCUGCAGGAAAACGACUCGGACCCCACUGCUCCCCCCUAUGACUCCCUGGCAACAUACGCUUACGAGGGCACCGGUUCGCUGGCAGAAUCCCUGAGCUCACUGGAGUCUGCUGCUACUGAGGGAGACCAGGAUUAUGACUACCUCAGCAACUGGGGACCACAGUUUAAAAAGCUGGCAGAGAUGUACAUAGGGAGGAGCCCUGACAGAGAGACCUAAACAAAGCCAACUGUCUCUAUAAUCCAAACUCAUUUUUAAUGUCUUUUCAGCUAACUAGCCAGACACUUAUUUGUCUAGUUAGUUAACUAGCCUGUCUUAAUAUCUAUCGAGCUAUCUGUUCGUCUAGUUUGCUAGCUAGCUUGAUAGUCAACUGGUUGUCAAUUUGAUCCACCUGCAAAUGUGCGUGAAAAUGCACAAACUCCUGUGCACUAAGACGAUGAUAUCUUAAAUCCGAAUGAGGAAGCUGAAAUGGAAACUGGAAAGCCGUGUUCGAAAUGUUCACUCAGUAUAACAUGUUUAAUAUGCACAGGACUAAAUAGUGAAAGCCAGGUGUUUUUGAGCACCACUUGAGUGCCACGAAACCUAAUAAUUAUGUAUUCCCUCUUACUCAACAGUCAGAUACACUGGAAUACACCCUUAAAUCUAAGGUGAUGGAUGGCUCGAUUCUUUCAGUUUUGGCUAAAAACAGGAGUUAUCAUCUCUCCUUAUAACAUAAACAAUAAAUUGUAUGGCACUGAUUUAAUUUUA
Messenger RNA from Girardinichthys multiradiatus, 3238 nucleotides. It is a transcript of the gene cdh10a, whose product is annotated as cadherin 10, type 2a (T2-cadherin). The transcript has 12 exons. The record is from RefSeq and is a predicted model, not a curated record. Gene Ontology annotation, cellular component: adherens junction; catenin complex; plasma membrane. Gene Ontology annotation, molecular function: cadherin binding; calcium ion binding. Gene Ontology annotation, biological process: cell-cell junction assembly; adherens junction organization; calcium-dependent cell-cell adhesion. Lineage: Eukaryota; Metazoa; Chordata; Actinopteri; Cyprinodontiformes; Goodeidae. The coding region runs from base 371 to 2710 and encodes 779 amino acids.